UUUUAUAUGAAUUAUGAAUGUAUUAUCUAAUAAAGAAAUGAAAGCUAGCCUUGCAGGCUAUUGUAAAGACUAAAGAGCAUGUACAGAGCUUGGGCCUGGGCCUGCAUGCACAGUAGGUUCUCCAUACUUGUCCCUGUGCUUGAGCACACAAACAGGCAGGGUUGGACCCGUGGUCAUUUUACCGUUUUGGUUUGCAGUUGCUUAAACUGGCAUGCCUGAUGCACAAGCGCUGGAGUGUGCACAGGUGCCCACAGGACACAGAAUGUGGGCUCAGGUUUUUGUCCGUGAGGUACAGUGACAUGUCCAUGUACAGUAGUCACAGUGAGCUCCUUAAUAUAGAACGAAGCCCUUCACUAUGCUUGUCCUCCCAGUAGCACCUAGUGUAUGAUGGGGCUGUAGCUAUCCUUCAUACCUCAGAGUUGCAGAGCAGCAUGGUUCUUACUUGACAGUAUUGUAAUUUAAAGUUCUAAUGGAAUUAUGUUGUGUUUGUUUAAGACAAGAGUAAAAUCUUCUCCUAACCAUAGUGCUAGAAGUUUUUAUGUCUGUCCUUAGCCCUGGCUGGUUUGGCUCAUUGGUUAGAGUAUGGGCCCCAGAUUGAAGGGUAGAGGGUUCCAUUCCAGGUUAAAGGCAUGUACCUGGCUGCAGGUUCCCCAGCCCCAGUAGGUGCACGUGCAUGAGGCUAUCAGUUGCUCGCUCUCUGUCUCUCUCUCUCCCCCUCCCUCCCUCCUCCUUCCUUCUCCUCCUCAUCUCUCCCUCUCUUCCCUCCCCUCCACUCUCUCUAGAAAUCAAUGGACAAAAUAUGCUUGGGUGAGAUUAAAGAAAAAGUUGCACUUGUGAUGGAGUGACGGUAGCGUGAUCGUGGGAAAACAGAGACUAAUAGACAAGUCACGAGUAACCUGUGUCAAAUGGGUUCCCGGUUCGGAAAGCCUUUUCCUAGUAGCCCAUUCGAGUGGGAACAUGUACCUGUAUAAUGUGGAGCACUCUUGUGGCACCACAGCCCCCCACUACCAGCUCCUGAAGCAGGGCGAGAGCUUCGCCGUGCACACUUGCAAGAGCAAAUCCACGAGGAACCCUCUCCUCAAGUGGACGGUGGGCGAGGGGGCCCUCAACGAAUUUGCUUUCUCCCCAGAUGGCAAGUUCUUGGCGUGCGUGAGCCAGGACGGGUUUCUGCGGGUGUUCAACUUUGACUCUGUGGAGCUGCACGGCACCAUGAAAAGCUACUUUGGAGGCUUGCUGUGCGUGUGCUGGAGCCCGGACGGCAAGUACAUCGUCACGGGGGGCGAGGAUGAUCUGGUGACAGUCUGGUCUUUUAUAGACGGCCGAGUGAUAGCUCGAGGCCACGGGCACAAGUCCUGGGUCAGCGUGGUGGCGUUUGACCCCUACACCACGAGUGUAGAAGAAAGCGACCCUAUGGAGUUCAGUGGCAGUGACGAGGACUUCCAGGACCUGCUCCACUUUGGCAGAGACCGAGCAAACAGUACCCAGUCCAGGCUGUCCAAGCGGAAUUCCACGGAGAGCCGCCCCGUCAGUGUCACGUAUCGGUUUGGCUCUGUGGGCCAGGACACGCAGCUCUGCUUGUGGGACCUCACGGAAGAUAUCCUUUUCCCUCACCAGCCCCUCUCCAGGGCACGGACACACACAAAUGUCAUGAAUGCCACAAGCCCUCCAGCCGGGAGCACUGGGAACAGCGUCUCGACGCCUGGCAGCUCUGCGCCCCCCCCUCUACCGCGGUCCAAUAGCCUCCCACAUUCCACUGUCUCCAACGCUGGCAGCAAGAGCAACGUUGCCGAUGGGGCCAUCGCGUCUGGGGUCAGCAAAUUCGCAACACUCUCCCUACACGAUCGGAAGGACCGGCACCACGAGAAAGAUCACAAGCGAAACCAUAGCAUGGGACACAUUUCUAGCAAGAGCAGUGACAAACUGAACCUAGUUACCAAAACCAAAACGGACCCAGCUAAAACUCUGGGCACGCCCCUGUGUCCUCGAAUGGAAGACGUUCCCUUGUUAGAGCCGCUCAUCUGUAAAAAGAUAGCACACGAAAGGCUGACUGUGUUGAUUUUUCUUGAAGACUGUGUAGUCACUGCUUGUCAGGAGGGGUUUGUUUGCACAUGGGGAAGGCCUGGGAAAGUGGUAAGUUUGAAUCCUUAACGCUGCACCAGACCGAGAACUUGAGUAGGUAGUGAUUUUUUUCCUUGUGGGAGGGGUGGGUGUACAAUGAAUGAAUGACACUUCUUAAUGUAAAUCUAAAUGCAUCAGAGCCAUACUUUUGGAUACUGCAUGCCAUGUAAUUCUGAAUCAUUUGAUAAUUCACCUUAGAACGUUUAAAAAAUAUAAUCAAACUAAUUGCCAGCCAAGUCCGUCACCCUCCUGGGAGUAUAUAGAGUCCCGAGGUGAGCGCUCCUGUCUUAGACUAUUUCGAUUUUAGGAAAAUCAUGACAGUGUGGGGAAACAAUGAAUUAAAAAGCUAAAAUUAAAAUUUCUGCUUUAACUGGAAUAUUUUUGCUUAACUACUCAGUUAGAAAAUUGUACACCUGAUCAGAGCGUGCUCAGCGCGGACGGCCACUGACUGUCAUUUAUAGUCCAGUUUUUUAUCUUAAUCAUAAAAUGUUUAGGAAUCUAUGAAAUUUAACUUUAGGAACAAAGCGUUCAGCAGGGUUGAUUGAUAUUAUUUUUACAUUGUUCUGGCAAUCCACAGAAAGAGAAGAGCCUUAAUUUUUAAAACCCAUUUUAGUCAUUUUAUGACAAUUAAAAUUGUUUAAUAAACAUCUUUUUUCAAAGAAGCAGUUUGUACCACUUUGAUUGAGAUUCUGUGCACUAAAUAAAAUACCCACGUUCCUCAAGCCUGGGCGGUUCCUGUGAACUGCGGGCCGAGGUUGCCCACCGCACGUGUCAGAAGUGCCUCUUGCCACGGAAGCCAAGACCUUUUCUGUCCAGUGCGCUUUUGCUUGUUUUUUUUUCCAACAAGAAAAAAGAGGUUUCAUUUUCUUUUGUUUUGGGGCAGGUUUUGUUUUGUUUUUAUUUCUUGGGGGUUUUUUUUUGGUCACGAAGGCUCACGAUUGUAGGCCCUGGGCAGCCUCUUUAGCUUUGUUUUGUACAAACUGACAGACCCUCCCCAUCCCUUUCACACACACACACACACCCCGUAGUCCGGGUUUGGUUUUCACCUAGAGGGGAAGUCCAAUUACAGAGUGCCCCCUUAUUGUUGGAUGGUGGUCCUUCCAGGGUCCUUCUUGGGAUGCUGAUACUAGCCUGGCCCUCAGGCUUCCAUCCCAGCACCUCACCCUGGGCCCAGGUGCCCACUGGAUGGACCCGCUGCUCCCAUGGGAAAUUGCAGUGUUUGAUUCUGACUCCCUAUGACCCUUCUCAGCUGUGUAGGAGUUUCAAAUCCCAGCUUUCACACGAUGCGAUGGUUCUUUGAACUCUGUGUUUUAUGUCAAGAUGACGAUUAUCUGGUUUGUUAACUUAUUUUGGUCAUUUAGGUUUGUUCUAUUUUGCACACUUUUGUAAUUAAAUAUAGCGAUGCUGAUAACA
Molecule: messenger RNA, 3531 nt
Organism: Myotis myotis
Lineage: Eukaryota; Metazoa; Chordata; Mammalia; Chiroptera; Vespertilionidae
Gene: WDR20
Product: WD repeat domain 20
Exons: 2
Coding region: 958-2148 (396 amino acids)
Molecular function (GO): protein binding
Source: RefSeq, a predicted model, not a curated record